Molecule: messenger RNA, 2425 nt
Organism: Aplysia californica (California sea hare)
Lineage: Eukaryota; Metazoa; Mollusca; Gastropoda; Aplysiida; Aplysiidae
Product: calmodulin
Exons: 3
Coding region: 182-481 (99 amino acids)
Molecular function (GO): calcium ion binding
Source: RefSeq, a predicted model, not a curated record
GGAGGCAUCACCGAGUUUUACUUCCGAACUCCCAGUUAGUGUGAAAAUUUCGGCUAGGAGCACCUUGCUUGCCGCUGUCUUCCUCUCGUCCUCUGUGUGUGCGCUGUGCCUCCGCUGUCGAGACAGGCUUUGCACCUCGUUUCAGGAGGCUCAUUUGAUUUCACUUCUAACACUUAAAAACAUGGAGGAAAGUGAAGCCCCCGCUGCGAACGUGGACUUUUUCGAUGAGUUCUUCUCCCAACUCUCGCACAUUCUGAAGGACAAGGACGAGGAGACGUGCUACAAGGAGAUGUUCCGCAUCUUGGACGACAACCGCAAGGGCUUCAUCCCCAACGAGGAGCUGCGCAGCAUCUUCGUGUCCAUCCAGCAGCAGGUUCAGAUGAGUGACCAGGACGUGGACGAGCUUAUCGACGACAUUGACAAGAACAAAGACGGCAAGGUCGACUUCUCAGAGUUCUACAAGUUCAUGUUGAAGGAAUGACAUCCCUGUGCACAGCGACUAACUGCCGAAGCUUCCCUUCAUCCACAUCAAUGCCAAGUCCUCAUUGCGUCGUAGCAUCCACACUUCAUCUGCGUAGUGUUUGGAAUACCCGAAUCUAGUGUGACGUAGUAAUUCAGUUGUUACGUUUCGUUGGUUUUUGUUUUUUACUCCUAGAUCGAUAUUUAAAGAAAAAAAUCAUAACCGGGACUACGUACAAAUUCUGAAGCACUCCCUGCCGUUCGAAGGUGAAAUGAAGAAUGCAGGUGGUUGCUUCAACCUAUUGUUUCUGUCUGCCUCGCGUUGUUGAUCAAUAUUAUCAAGUUCUAUUCUUUCAGCGGUUCAGAUUGGGUUAAUUAUAGGGCAGCCUAAGUGCUCCCUACCCGUGAUCAAUCGUUGCUGUUACUGUUGUUGUGGUUGUUGUUGUUGUUGCUGUUGUUCUUGACGUUGGCUUUUGUUCUGGUUGGUGUCUGCAUCUAUUUAUUGUGUAUAUUAUUAUACAGCACCCGUUUGCAGCAUCAGCUCGAUUUCUGAAGCACAAAUUCUUCUUCUCGGAGAUUUGAUGCCAGCCAGCGACCGUCUGGAAGAGGUUUGUGGUUUCUUCACUUGGACCCGUCAGGCCAGGUAAUCCUAGCUCGGGUAGCAAUGUGAACUCGACUAGGGGGACAAUGAAGACCUGCUUAAAGGGCGUUGCUUUUUUUCGUGGCUUCUCGAAGCCACCAAUCACGUGAUUAGUUUCGAGACGUUGCUCAAUAUGCCAGACAGAGAGGUGUGACUGGCUAAUGGACGGAGGUAAUACACAAAAGCUCAUCAAAUGAAUGACACUGUAAAAAUACAAUAUAUAAUAUACAAGAGGUAAAGCACAAGGCAGCAAAGACAUCUGACAGUGCUUUGUCAUAAUGUUAUCUUAUCUAACCAACUCUGGAUCUGGCUUACUGGCCGAAGAACAAUGCAAGGUUGAGCAACGCUUCGUAACGAAAUGCGCUAAGAUUACAAAGGCUCGGACUUGAUACGAACAAUAUUCUCGUGAAGAGAAGAAAUUUGAAAGGUCGCUGCAGCAGCCAACUAAUGUUUUCCACCAUGCGUGACGUCUGUGUUGGCUGUUACCCAUGUUGCUGUCACAUAAGACCCGAGAAUGCGUUUUCCCGUUGACACCUAGAUAGGGGGAUGACCAUUGCGAGUUUGGUAGGCCAUUCAUAUCAAACGUUUCACCAACGUACAUAACGUGAAAGAACAAGCUAUACACAUUUCUUGAAUGUAAGAGUAACUUUGGUUUUUUUUGUAUUCGUUUUUUCUUUUAUCAAAAAAGUUACCUUACACAGUUUUUCUAUCCAGCUGUGUUGGAGGAUAGCAGGCUUGGCUUUCAAAACACCAACUGUCUCGACAAUGUGCUGUUGGUUCCAGUCUAGUGUUUGUUUUAGAAGAGACCCUAAACCUGUGUCUAUUUUUCUUUUAGUGUUUUUUUAAAACAAAACCAACCCACGCUACUUUCUUGCCCGAAAUAUAAUUCCCUUCCCUUUUAAAAGCGCAGUGGGAGGAGUGAGACUUAGAUUCCCCAUCGUGUUCGUUCAGUAGAGAGGUCUGCUUUGAUGUCACUAUCAUUAAUAUUGUAUGCAAUGGACUUAUAAUUCCCUCGCUUUUGAAGGAUAUAUUAAAUAGAACAUUCGCAUACGAAAGGAGUGUUGGUUACUCAGUGACCAUUGCUUUGAAGUUCAGCUUGAGGUCCACUCUUUCUUGCAGCUUUCAACAGCAACUGUCUGGACAGUGGCGUUCACCCCUCGACAUCAAAACAGACCUCAUACUGUUACCUACGAGUUCAUUAAAAAUCCUUACUUUUUUCGUUGUCAUUGAAUUUCUCAUCGCUGAUUCUCACUCGUUAUGUCUCGAGCUGUUUCAACGUCAUGUUUUGACUUUGAAAAUUAUAAAUAAAAAUUUACCAAUUUGCCA